CCAGGCUUACAGGCUCAGCUCUUGUGAGGAAGUCGGAAGUUGCGGUUUGCGCUGCACCUUGGGCUCGAUUGUGUGGAGAGCUGGGUCAGCUCGGUAGCCCCACCAUGGUGAGCGAGUGGUUGCUCUCCACAGAUGGGGAAGAAUGGUGGGCCAAGACGAGCGAGGGGCUGCUGUCCCCAGGAAAAGAGGAUUGGCCGGCCAUGAAUGCAGUGACCUAUGACGAUGUGCAUGUUGACUUCACUUGGGAAGAGUGGGCUUUGCUGGAUCCUUCCCAGAAGCGUCUCUACAAAGAUGUGAUGUUGGAGACCUACAGGAACCUCACUGCUAUAGGUUACAAAUGGAAAGAUCAUCAUAUUGAAGAACAUUGUGAAAGUUCUAGAAGACAUGGAAGGCAUGAAAGAAGCCAUACUGGAGAGAAACCAUCUGAAUAUGCUCAAAGUGUUCAUUCCUAUGCAUAUCAUAAUCAUCUUCAAAGGCAUGAAAGAAUCCAUACUCGAGAGAAACCCUAUGGAUGUAAUCAAUGUGGUAAAGCCUUUUCACAACACUGGUAUCUCCAAAUACAUAAAAGAGAACAUACUGGAGAGAAACCCUAUGAAUGUAAUCAAUGUGGGAAAGCCUUUGCAUGUAACAGUAGUCUCCAAAAACAUAAAAGAACACAUACUGGAGAGAAACCCUAUGAAUGCAAUCAAUGUGGUAAAGCCUUUGUAUGUCACAAUUAUCUCCAAAUCCAUAAAAGAAAACAUACUGGAGAGAAACCCUAUGAAUGUAAUCAAUGUGGUAAAGCCUUUACACGUCACUCUAUUCUCCAAAUCCAUAAAAGAACACAUACUGGAGAGAAACCCUAUGAAUGUAAUCAAUGUGGUAAAGCCUUUACACAUCACUCUAGUCUCCGAAUACAUAAAAGGACACAUACUGGAGAGAAACCCUAUGAAUGUAAUCAAUGUGGGAAAUUCUUUAUACUUCACUCUGUUCUCCAAAUCCAUAAAAGAACACAUACUGGAGAGAAACCCUAUGAAUGUAACCAAUGUGGGAAAGCCUUUGCAUAUCACAAUUAUCUACAAAUUCAUAAAAGAACACAUACUGGCGAGAAACCCUAUGAAUGUAAUCAAUGUGGGAAAGCCUUUCCAGGUCCCAGUCAUCUUCAAAUGCAUGAAAAAACACAUACUGGUGAGAAACCCUAUGGAUGUAAUCAAUGUGGGAAAGCCUUUGCAUCAAACAGUAGUCUCCAAAUCCAUAAAAGAACACAUACUGGUGAGAAACCCUAUGAGUGCAAUCAUUGUGGUAAAGCCUUUGCACGUCACAGUUAUCUCCAAAUCCAUAAAAGAACACAUACUGGUGAAAAACCCUAUGAGUGUAAUCAAUGUGGUAAAGCCUUUGCAUGUACUGUUACUCUCCGAAAACAUAAAAGAACACAUACUGGAGAGAAACCCUAUGAAUGUAAUCAGUGUGGUAAAGCCUUUGCACAGCAUAGUCAUCUUCAAAGACAUAAAAGCACACAUACUGGAGAGAAACCCUAUGAAUGUAAUCAAUGUGGUAUAGCCUUUUCACAACCCGCAUAUCUUCAAAUACAUAAAAGAACACAUACUGGAGAGAAACCCUAUGAAUGCAAUCAAUGUGGAAAAGCCUUUGCAUGUCACAGGAGUCUCCAAAUCCAUCAAAGAACACAUACUGUCGUCUUCAGAUGUUUAAGAUCCACAGUAUGCUCUGCCCAAAGUGAGAUUCACACACUUCAUUUAAUCAACACAAAAGGAAGAGAUGACCUUGUCCAUGUUUGAGGAACAGCAGGUGUCAAUUGACUUCAGAGUGUCAGCAUACCAGGAGGAAAGUCUCUGAUGGGUGAAUUUUGGUAGGCAAGUCCCUGAGACCCCAGACCCCAGAGUGUCUUUUGCUUCUGCUGUGCCUUUACAUGUUUGCCCCUGCCAUCUUCCUUUGCUAUCUGUCAUGGUGUGAAUGAGUGUGGGGAGAUUCCCACUGCCUGUAAUAAUGUAGUGUGUUUAUCUCAUGAAACAUCCCAUUCUACUGGGCAUUUUUUUAAAUUUUUCUUUAUUUAGAAAUUUUUUCAUUUUACAUACUAACCACAGGUAUCCCUCCAUCCCUUUCUCCCACUCCCCCAUACCUCCCUCUACCCCACCCUCAUCCAAUCCUCAUGGGGAUAAGGCCUCCCUUGGGUAAUCAACAUAGGCUGGCAUACCAACUUGGGGCAGGACCAAGCCCCUCCCCCAUGAAUCAAGGCUGAGCAAGGCAUCCCACCAUAGGUAAUUAGCUCUAAAAAGCCUGUUCAUGUACCUGGGAUAAGUCCUGAUCCCACUGCCGGGGCCCCACAAACAGAUCAAGCCACACACCUGUCACCCACAUGCAGAGGGCCUAGUUCAUUCCCAUGCAGGCUCCCCAGCUGUCAGUCCAGAGUCCAUGAGCUCCCAUUAGCUUGGGUCCGCUGUCUUUGUGGUUUUUCCCAUCAUGAUCUUGACUCCCCCCUUGCUCCUAUAAUUCCCCCUCUCUUCAGCUGAACUCCAGGAGCUCAGCCAAGUGCAUGGCUGUAGGUCUCUCCAUCUGUUUCUAUCAGUCACUAGAAGUAGGUUCUAUGAUGACAAUUAGGGUAGUCACCAAUCUAACUACAGGGAAGGCUAGUUCAGGUACCCUCUCCACCAUUGCUAGGAGUCAUAGUUGGGGUCAACCUUGUGGGUUCCUGGGGAUUGCCCUAGCACCAGGUGUCUCCCUAACCCCAUAAUGGCUCCCUCUGUCAAGAUAUCUUUCAUUGCUCUUGCUCUCCAUCCUUCAUCCUUCCCCCAACAUAGCCAUCUCAAUCCCUCAUGUUCCCACCCCUCAUCUUCUCCCCUCAUUCCCCCUCCCAGUUUACCCAGGAGGUCUUAACCAUUUUGCCUUCCUGGGGAGAUUGAUGCAUGACCCUUUUAGGGUCCUCUACCUAUCUUUUCUGGGUUUGUGGAUCAUAGCCUAGUUAUUCUUUGCUUUGAAUCUAAUAUCUAUUUAUAAGUGAGUACAUACCAUGUUUGUCUUUCUGAGUCUGGGUUACCUCAUUCAGGAUGAUUUUUUUCCAGUUCCAUUUAUUUGCCUCCAAAUUUCUUGAUAUCAUUGUUUCUAACAGCUGAGUAAUGCUCCAUUGUGUAAAUGUACCACAUUUUCUUGACCCUUUCUUUGGUUGAGGGGCAUCUAGGUUGUUUUCAGGUUCUGGCUCUUAAAAAUAAUGCUGUUAUGAACAUAGUUGAUCAAGUGUCCUUGUAGUAUACUUGAGCAUCUUUUGGGUAUAUGCUCAAGAGGGGUAAUGCUGGGUCAUGAGGUAGGUUGAUUCCUAAUUUUCUAAGUAACCUCCAUAUUGAUUUCCAGAAUAGCUGUACAAGAUUACAGCAGUGGAGGAAUGUUCCCUUUUCUCCACAUCCCCUCCAACAUAAGGUGUCAUCAUUGUUUUUUAUCUUAGCCAUUCUGACAGGCAUAAUUUGGUAUCUCCUGAUAUCUCCAAGGGGUGUUGGAUUUUGUCAAAGGCAUUUUCAGCAUUUAAUGAGAUGACCAUGUGGUUUUUUCAGUUUGUUUAUUUGUUGGAUUACAUGUGCAUAUUUUCAUAUGUUGAACCAUCCCUGCAUCUCUGGGAUGAAGUCUACUUGAUCAUGGUAGAUGAUAUUUUGAUGUGUUCUUGGAUUACAUUUGCCAGUAUUUUAUUGAGUAUUUUUGCAUCAAUGUUCAUGAGGGAGAUUGGUCUGAAAUUCUCUUUCUUAGUUGUGUCUGUGUAGUUUGAGUGUCAGGGUAUCUGUAGCCUCAUAAAAAGAGUUUGGCAAUGUUCCUCCUGUUUCUAUUUGUGGAACAGUUUGAGGAGUAUUGAUAUUACUACUUCUUUGAAAUUCUGGAAGAAUUUUAUGCUGAAACCAUCUGAUCCUGGACUUUUUUUGGUUGGGAGACUUUUAAUGAUUGCUUCUAUUAGCAUCCUUAGAGGUUAUAGGUCUAUUUAAAUUAUCUAUCUGAUCUUGAUUUAAUUUUGGUAUUUAAUUUUCCUUUCAGGAAAAUUGUCCAUUUCUUUUACAUUUUCCAAUUUUGUGGAGUACAGGUUUUUGAAGUAUAUCCUAAUGAUUCUCUGGAUCAGUGUGUGUUGUUACAUUCCCCUUUUCAUUUCUGAUUUUGUUAAUUUGGAUAUUCUUUAUCUGCCUUUUGGUUAGUUUGGAUAAGGGUUUGUCUAUCAAAGAACCAACUCUUUGUUUCACUGAUUCUUGCUAUUAUUCUCUAUGUUUCUAUUUUAUUGAUUUCAGCCCUCAGUUUGAUUAUUUCCAGCCAUCUACUCCUGGGUGAAUUUGCUUCUUUUUGUUCUAGAGCUUUCAAAAUUUUUCCAGAUUCUUUAUGUAGGCACAUAGUGCUAUAAACUUUCCUCUUAGCACUACUUUCAUAGCAUCCCUUAAGUUUGGAUAUGUCAUGGAUUCAUUUUCAUUGAAUUCUAAGAAGUCUUUAAUUUCUUUCUCUACCCAGUGGUAAUUCAGUUGAGAGUUGUUCAGUGUCUAUGAGUUUAUAGGCUUUCUGUAGUUUGUGUGGUUGUUGAACUCUAACUUUUACCCAUAGUGAUCCAAUAAGAUACAUGGAGUAAUUCCACUUUUUUUGUAUCUGUAAGAUUUGCUUUGUGACUGAAUGUGUGGUCAAUUUUAGAGAAGGUUCCAUGAGGUGCUGAGAAGAAGGUAUGUUCUUUUGUGUUUGGGUGAAAUGUUCUAUAGAUGUCUCUUAGGUCCAUUUGAGUCAUACCAUCUGCUAGUUCCCUUAUUUCUCUAUUAAGUUUUGGUCUAGCAGACUUGUCCAUUGGUGAGAGUGAAGUGUUGAAGACUUUUAAUGUGUGAUAUUUGAUGUGUGAUUUAAGCUUUAGUAAUGUUUCUUUUACAAAUGUAGGUGCCCUAGUAUUUGGGGCAUAGAUGUUCAGAAUUGAGACUUCAUCUUCAUGGAUUUUUCCUGUGAUGAAUACAAAAUGUCCUUCUCCAUCUCUCUUUAUUAACUUUAGUUUGAAGUCUAUUUUAUUAGAUAUUAGGAUAGCUAUACCAUAUUUCUUAGGUCCAUUUGGUUGGAAAAUCUUUUCCUAACCCCUUACUCUGAGGUAAUGUCUGUCUUUGAGGUUGAGGUCUGUUUCUUGUAUGCAGCAGAAGGAUGGAUCCUGUUUUUGUACCCAUGCUGUUAGCCUGUGUCUUUUUAUAAGCAAAUUGAGUCCAUUGAUAUUAAGAGAUGUUAAUGACCACUGAUUGUUAAUUCUUGUUAUAUUUGGUUUUGGUGGUGGUGCUGUAUUUGGUAGUGUGUGUGUGUGCUUCCCUUCUUUGGGAUUUGCUGGUGUGAGGUUAUCUUUUGCCUGUGUUUUUUUGGGUGCAGCUAACUUCCUUGAGUUGAAGUUUUCCUUCUAGUGGUUUCUGUAGGGCUAGAUUUUUGGAUAGGCAUUGUUUAAAUCUGGUUAUGUCAUAGAAUAUCUUGUUUUCUCCAUCUAUGGUGAGUGAAAGCUUUGCUGGGUAUAAUAGUUUGGGAUGGCAUAUGUGGUCUCUUAGUGCCUGUAGGACCUUCUGGCUUCCAGAGUUUCCAUUGAGAAGUCAGGUGUAAUUCUGAUUGAUCUGUCUUUUUAUAUUACUUGGCCUUUUUCCUUUGCAGCUCUUACUAUUCUUUCUUUAUUCUGUAUGUUUAGUGUUUUAUUAUGUGGCAAGGUGACUUUUUUUUUGGUCCAGUCUAUUUGAUGACCUGUCAGCUUCUUGUGCCUUCAUAGGUAUGUCUUUCUUUAGGUUAGGAAAGUUUUCUUCUAUGAUUUUGUUGAAUAUAUUUUCUGUGUCUUUGAGCUGGAAUUCUCCUUCUUCUAUCCCUGUUAUUCUUAGGUUUGGUCUUUUCAUGGUGUCACAGAUUUCCUGGAUGUUUUGUGUUAAAAAUUUGCUGGAUUUAACAUUUUCUUUGACUGAUGAAUGUAUUUCCUCUAUUGUAUCCUCAAUGUCUGAGAUUCUCUCUUCCAUCUUUUGUAUUCUGUUGGUUAUGCUUGCAUCUGUAGUUCCUCUUCAUUUACUCAGAUUUCCCUUUUCCAGAAUUCCCUCAGUUUGUGUUUUCUUUAUUGCCUGUGUAUUUCAAUAUUCAGGUCUUGAACUGUUUCCUUCACCUGUUUGAUUGUUUUAUCUUGGCUUUCUUUAAGGGGUUUAUUGAUUUUUGUCAAACUUUUUUGUUUGUAUUUUCCUCCAUUUCUUUAAGGGAAAUUUUCAUUUCCUCUUUAAGGGCCUCUAUCAUCUUCAUGAAGUUAUUUUUAAGGUUGUUUUCUUCUGCUUCAUCUGAGUUGGGAUGUUCAGGUCUUUCAGUUGUAGAACCACUACUUUCUGUUGGUGCCAUAUUGCUCUUUAUGCUGUUGAAUGUAUUCUUACACUGCUGUCUACCCAUUUCUUCCUCCAAUCUAUACAGGUGGAGCCUGUGUCUCUGGGAGUCCCUCUUCCUCCAAUCGGUGCAGGUGGGGCCUGUGGGUCCAGUGGUUGCUCUUCCAGUUGGUGAAGGUGGGGCCUACAUUUCCAGUGGUCACUGGUGCCAUGGGAGAAGGUUGCUGAGAGGGUGGGGGAGGAUGCUGUUGCCUGGUCUUUGGGGCUGGAAUUGGUGGGGAAGGGGCACAGUCCAGCCAGCAGCUCAGGGACUCACAGCUUCUCAAUCAUCUCUAGUGCCACAGGGGAUCUCUACUGGGCAUUUUUACCUGUGGAUUAUUAUGAAGAUGAUUCCUUUCCUAAGCUCUACUGUCUAAUUGAUAAUAAUAAUAUUAGUUUAUUCAGUUUUGAUGAAUAAAAAUAGAUACAAGGAAAUAUAACACAGCUAGGCUUAUGAGUUUCCCCUAAGGAGCUAUAUAGAUCACAGUUUAGGUUAAUGACUAAGGAAAACAAUUGAGCCCCCAGGAGCCAGGCUGGCUGUAAUUCUUUUAAUGCUGAAUAAUGCAGUCACAGGUUGCUGGGUGCAUCAUUAGCUGAAACAGUGCCUUAAAAUAACUUCAAGUUAGCUCCAAUGUUUUGAUAAUAACUUUGAGAUGACAAACUUCAGAAAACAAUCGAAAGUUCACAAGAACACAUAGUUGAGUUAUAGAUUCAUUAGUUUAGGGUCAAAAAUACAAAGCAGCCCAAUUGUUACUACCUGACAUACUUUUCUUGCUAGGUUUGGUUGGUGAUCAAAGGCGAUAAUUAAUUCUUUGUACCCAUUUUUGUACCCUUAAUUUGUACCCUUAAUUGCCUGAUAUAAGAAACUAUUGAUGAGUGGUAUGCAUGACAAAGAUUCAAAGUAGAGCUGACUGAUUCUUUUUCAUAUAUAAAAGUUUAGGUUUGUGAUUCCUUUAAGAUUCCUUAUAUGAUUACCUUUGAAGAUAAGUAAUAAAGUAAUUGGCCCUGUCUUUGUAACUGCAAAACUGCAGCCUGCCAGUAAAAAAAACUGAGAAAAAUAUCUUGCUUGCCUAUAUAGUUAAUCUAUAUCAAGUUGCUUGGCUAUGAAUGUAUGUGGGUUCUUUUGAUAAUUUGUUUUUUAUCUGUUAUAUGUUUAAUAUGUAAAUUUUUAAUCGUAAGGAAUAUAGAAAACAUGCUGUUUUAUACUGUUUGUUUGAUAUUCAUUGUAAUCAUUCACUUGUAAUUUUUAUAUUGUGUGGAUGAUUUUGUUGGGGUAUAUAAGGUGUAAGAAAAAGAAUAGAGUUAAAAUAGACUAGAAGGAAAACAUCAAUAAAGAGAGUUAAAAUGAGUUAGAAGGAAAACAUCAAGAAUGAGACUUAGAAGGAACUAGAAGAGAAACAUCAAUAAUAAAGAGUUAGAUGGAAUACAUCUGGAAAGAGAGAAGGAAAUCACCAGGAAAAGAAAGAAUAGAGAAUGCAAAAGAAUAAAGAAAAGAUCUGAAGGAAACUA
Molecule: messenger RNA, 7856 nt
Organism: Peromyscus californicus insignis
Lineage: Eukaryota; Metazoa; Chordata; Mammalia; Rodentia; Cricetidae
Product: zinc finger protein 431-like
Exons: 5
Coding region: 105-1775 (556 amino acids)
Biological process (GO): regulation of transcription by RNA polymerase II
Molecular function (GO): DNA-binding transcription factor activity; RNA polymerase II cis-regulatory region sequence-specific DNA binding
Source: RefSeq, a predicted model, not a curated record